Messenger RNA from Quercus lobata, 1830 nucleotides. Its product is annotated as Sec14p-like phosphatidylinositol transfer family protein. Gene Ontology annotation, molecular function: lipid binding. The transcript has 5 exons. The record is from RefSeq and is a predicted model, not a curated record. NCBI's taxonomy places the organism in Eukaryota, Viridiplantae, Streptophyta, Magnoliopsida, Fagales, Fagaceae. Bases 124 to 1551 code for a protein of 475 amino acids.
UCCAAGCAAAAUCUCUCUCUCACACACACACACUCACACACACACUAAAACAAAGAAAAAUUUAGAGCAAAUUCAUCAGGAGCUAAUACAGCUUGCAAACUCAGUUUGAUACUAUUAGCAACCAUGACUGUUGAGGUUGUUAAGGCUGAGGAAGCCCAGGUGGCUGAGGUGGUUGUUGGUGUUGAAGAAGAGACCAAGAAGGUUACCAAUGAGAGUGAGCAAGUUGUUGAAGUAGGUGAGAAAGUGAAGGAAUUGGAUGAUGAAUCCAAGCCCAAAAUAAUUGAGAAGAGCUCGUCUUAUAAGGAAGAGAGCAACUUCCUCUCUGAUCUAAAAGAGUUUGAGAGGAAGGCUUUGAAUGAUCUGAAAGCUAAACUCGAAGAAGCCAUUCUCGGAAACAACAUAUACAAGAAAGAGGAGCCAAAAAAGACUGAGGAAGAAGCAAAAGAAGGUGAAGAGAAGGAAAAGGAAGAAGAAAUUGUUGCUCAAGAAUGCUCGGAAGAAAAAGUGGACACAGAUAUCUCAAUUUGGGGAGUGCCCCUUUUGCCAAGUAAAGGCACAGAAGGUACCGAUGUAGUCCUCUUGAAAUUCUUGAGGGCUAGGGAGUUUAAAGUCAAUGAUGCCUUUGUGAUGCUCAAGAAAACCCUUCAAUGGAGGAAGGAGGCCAACAUCGAUUCGAUCUUGGACGAGGAAAUUAGCCCGGAUCUAAGCUCGGCUGCUUACAUGAAUGGAGUUGAUAGUAAAGGCCAUCCAGUUUGCUAUAACAUUUUCGGUGUGUUUGAGAGCGAGGAGCUUUAUCAAAAGGCAUUUGGGAACGAGGAGAAGCGCAAGCAGUUCCUGAGAUGGAGGUGCCAGUUGAUGGAGAAGGGUAUUCAAAAGCUUGAUUUGAGUCCUGGCGGUGCCUCUUCCUUGAUCCAAGUCAAUGACCUCAAGAACUCACCCGGACCCGUCAAGAAGGAGCUUCGGAUGGCCACAAAUCAAGCUAUUCAGCUUCUGCAAGACAAUUAUCCCGAACUUGUUGCAAAAAAUAUAUUCAUAAAUGUUCCUUUCUGGUACUAUGCUCUCAAUGCUCUUAUAUCUCCUUUCUUAACCCAAAGAAGCAAGAGCAAAUUCGUUGUUGCUCGCCCAGCCAAGGUCACUGAAACCCUUCUCAAGUACAUUCCGGUAGAGGAGAUCCCUGUUCACUACGGUGGCUUCAAGAGAGAGAACGAUUUUGAGUUCUACGGCAAAGAGGGUGGUUCGGUUUCAGAACUUAUCAUCAAGGCUGGAUCGACCAAUACCAUUGAGAUACCAGCAUUGGAGGUUGGAAGCACAUUGGUCUGGGACUUGGCUGUUUUGGGUUGGGAAGUGAAGUACAAGGAGGAAUUUGUUCCAACCGAUGAGGGAUCUUAUACCAUUAUUGUUCAGAAAGGAAAGAAGAUGGGUUCCCAGGAAGGACCUAUUCGCAACACUUUCAGAACCAAUGAACCUGGAAAACUUGUCCUUACAAUAGAGAACUUGUCGAGCAGGAAGAAGAGAGUUCUGUAUCGGCACACUGCCAAUAAGAGCUGCUAGAUUGUCUUGGAAUGAUUGUGUAGAUGAGAGUGAGUGAAGACAGAUUAAAAAAAGAUGUGGGAGAUAACAUUCAUUGAAUCAUUGUUAAAUUUGUUUAUUUUUUUACAUUCUUUUGAACUGGGUUUGAAAUUUGGAUGAGAGAUAUAGUGAGAGAGUUGAUUCUUUGUGCGGAAUUAAUUUUUACCCUGUAAUUUUAUUUUUUCUAUUUUGCUGUGGUGAGAGUCAAAGAUAUUGUUUUUAUAAGAAAUUUUUAGAUACUGAUAUAGUUUUCUGAAGUUA